Camponotus floridanus (Florida carpenter ant) is the source of this 757-nucleotide messenger RNA. RefSeq lists its product as uncharacterized. The transcript has 4 exons. Lineage: Eukaryota; Metazoa; Arthropoda; Insecta; Hymenoptera; Formicidae. The coding region runs from base 69 to 506 and encodes 145 amino acids. The record is from RefSeq and is a predicted model, not a curated record.
UUCACGUCGCAGCCGUGAUAAGUAUCAUCUCGUAUUGAGGCUUCAACCGUGUCGAAUCAAAUUCCAUAAUGCCAGCCUACAGGUGGGUAACUCGUACCGGUACUCAAUCGUUGCCAGAAAAUGCGGUCGUCGGUGGUCGCGAUUCUGAUGGAAGCAAGAUUUACGUUGGCAGAGCCUUCCACAAUGGCGACAUGUUACCAGCGAAAGUAAUUCCUGAUAAAAACGUCGCUUACGUUUGUCAUAACGGUGAAGAACAUCCUAAAGAUAAUUUCGAAGUCCUUUGCCAAGGCGAAUUUGCAUGGGAAUUUUGUAAUAAUGGUGAAGUACCAGCGGAUGCCAUAAUUGCCGGUCAAACAGCGGAUGGGGAACCUUUAUACAUUGGCCGUGUACUCCAUAAUGGGUCUCAAACGAUUGGCAAGGUCCAACAAAGUCACGGAUGCUUAUACAUUCCAUUCGAUGGCGAAGAGUUGUCAUUCAAGGAUUAUGAAGUACUCGUCAUGCAUUAGUUAAAACGAUGCUUAAUGUAAUAUACAUUUCUUUUAUAUAUAUAUAUAUGAUGAAAAUUAAGAUUCAAGCAACAAUCUUCAAACAUGCUACUAAAGCAGAAGGACCUGCAAAAAAUUAUAUACAAACGAAUAGCGUUUCGUUUCUGUAAACAUUUAUAAAGAUUCGUUUUUAAAAUAUUUAUAAAUAAGACGAUUGCAAAUAAUUGCAAAUAUUGUUUUUAAUGAGCAGCAAUUAAAUAUCGAAAUAUUCA